AUGCCAACGGUGCCUCCUCAGCAUGAGAUGAUCAUCCCAACUAAGCCUUCGGUUCCUAUAAUGUACUCUUUCGUCGAGAGUCCUCAACAGCUCCAAGGAUCCAAGGCCCUCGUGAUAUUUUGCAGCGGUCUGUGUGAUCCGAUGAAUGUCUGGCUGCCAACGCUCGCGGCCAUAGCAAGAAAGAGAAAGCAGAAGCCCCUCCUCCCGAUGCUCCUUUACGAUCGCUUUGGUUCUGGUGCAACUGGUCCGGAUCCGACAGACAAAGGCAAAGGCGCAAAGGAUACGCACGAUGUUAUGGACUCUGUUCACGACCUGCGAGAACUGCUUAUCUGCAUAGCACAGCGGCACCUUGCCGUACUGCCAACUGAGAUCGAUGCUCUGCGACUAGUGUUCGUGGCCCAUUCGAUGGGCGCUAUCAUCGCGGAGCUCUACGCCAAGACAUACCCGAGAACCGUGGCCGCAUUGCUUGUGCUCGAUGGAGCACCCACAAAUUCUGAUGGGCAGAACUGGUAUCCAGACCCUGAUACUUUAGACUUUUCACCGGCUGCACUGCCCGAGGGGGUCACGGCCGAGCUCUUGCGAAGGGCAAGAAAGCAACAGCGAGCAAGUGUCUACAACCCGAACAGCGUAAACGGUGAGCAAUUAAGGUGGAGCAAUGUUUCAGACUAUAUCCCGAUAGUUGGUGCUCCCAAACUAGAGGGUCCAACUGAUGGUACCCCGCUGCUUACCGUAAUGGCGCAUGAUCCGGUUCCAUUUGCAAAGCAGGUAAAGAAGGUCAGUCGAUCCAUCGUGAAUCACACCAAGCUUGCUAUGUGGGGAAUCGGAAUAUCAACGUCCAAGGACUGA
This is a messenger RNA of Penicillium cataractarum, 846 nucleotides long. RefSeq names its product alpha/beta fold hydrolase. The transcript has a single exon. The coding region runs from base 1 to 846 and encodes 281 amino acids. Lineage: Eukaryota; Fungi; Ascomycota; Eurotiomycetes; Eurotiales; Aspergillaceae. The record is from RefSeq and is a predicted model, not a curated record.